This is a messenger RNA of Sorex araneus (European shrew), 1431 nucleotides long. RefSeq names its product tubulointerstitial nephritis antigen (gene TINAG). Lineage: Eukaryota; Metazoa; Chordata; Mammalia; Eulipotyphla; Soricidae. Gene Ontology annotation, molecular function: cysteine-type peptidase activity. Bases 1 to 1431 code for a protein of 476 amino acids. The transcript is spliced from 11 exons. Gene Ontology annotation, cellular component: lysosome. The record is from RefSeq and is a predicted model, not a curated record. Gene Ontology annotation, biological process: proteolysis.
AUGUGGUCUGGAUAUAAGGUCUUAAUCUUUUACUACCUGACCAUGGGAAUUUGUACAGAGAAGCACCAUUUAUCUGGAAGAGCCGCAGACCUAGGAGCUGAUUUCAGUAGGAACCGCACCAUUUCCGAAGGUACACGAUUCAAAAGAGCCAUUUUCAGAGGUCAAUACUGUAGAAGUUUUGGUUGUUGUGAAGACAGAGAUGAUGGCUGUGUUGCUCAGUUCUAUGAGAUGAACGCAGUGUGUUACUGUGAUAAAUUCUGUGAGAGGGAAAAUUCUGAUUGCUGUCCUGAUUACAAGUCCUUUUGUCAUGAAGAGAAAGAAUGGCCUCCUCACACAAACCCUUGGUAUCCAGAAGGUUGCCUCAGAAAUGGACAACAUUAUAAAGAAGGAUCGGUUAUUAAAGAAAACUGUAAUUCCUGCACAUGCUCAGGACAACAGUGGAGAUGUUCCCAGAAUGUAUGCCUUGUUCAACCAGAAUUAAUCGAACAUAUCAAUAAAGGAGACUAUGGAUGGACAGCUCAGAACUACAGCCAAUUCUGGGGAAUGACUUUAGAAGAAGGUCUCAAAAAUCGUCUUGGUACCUUGCCACCUAGCCCCAAGCUUCUAAGUAUGAAUGAAGUAACAGCUUCUCUGCCUGCCACAACUGUUCUUCCAGAGUUUUUUGUUGCUUCUUAUAAGUGGCCUGGAUGGACUCAUGGCCCACUAGAUCAGAAGAAUUGUGCUGCAUCAUGGGCAUUUUCUACUGCAAGUGUGGCAGCUGAUCGAAUAGCAAUUCAGUCCCAGGGUCGAUAUACAGCCAAUUUAUCCCCUCAGAAUUUGAUCUCUUGUUGUCCCAAGAAUCGUCAUGGAUGCAACAGUGGAAGCAUUGAUAGAGCUUGGUGGUACCUGAGAAAACGUGGACUGGUAUCCCAUGCCUGUUAUCCACUUUUCAAGAACCAAAGUGCUACUAAUAACAUUUGUGCCAUGGCAAGUAGAUCUGAUGGGCGUGGGAAAAGACAUGCCACAAAGCCAUGUCCCAACAACUUCGAGAAGUCCAAUCAGAUCUACCAAUGUUCUCCUCCAUACAGAAUCUCUUCCAAUGAAACUGAGAUAAUGAAAGAAAUAUUGCAAAAUGGACCAGUUCAAGCCAUAAUUCAAGUCCACGAAGAUUUCUUCCAUUAUAAAACAGGGAUAUACAGACAUGUUCCCCAAACCAGUGGAGGAGUAGAAAAAUACCAAAAGCUGAGAACGCAUGCAGUCAAACUCACUGGGUGGGGAACACUGAAGGGAGCUCAAGGGCAGAAAGAAAAGUUUUGGAUUGCUGCCAAUUCCUGGGGAAAUUCAUGGGGAGAGAAUGGCUAUUUCAGGAUUCUUCGAGGAGUAAAUGAAUCUGACAUUGAAAAGUUGAUUAUUGCAGCUUGGGGCCAACUGACAAGUUCAGAUGUACCAUAA